AAAAAAAAACCGAAAAAACCAACAAGUAUUUAUGAAUGUAUGUAAUUUUCAUAUUAUUUACGUACAUCUCAUGAAUUUUCUGCCUAUGUCAUUUUUAGUGUUUUACAAUAAGCCAAUAGUAUGGAAUCAAAGUUUUAAAGCUAACAGAAAACCAAUUACUGUGAAAAUAUAAAUACAAAUAAAAAUUACAAAAAAAAUGUCACUAUGUUAAGUCUGGACCUCUGCGAUAUAUCGGAGCAUACGCCAAGGCACAGGCUCAACUGGAAGCUUGAUGCCCUGGCUGGAUCAUGACUGGAUCCAGGCAGACAUGACUACAAAAAUACUUUAAACAAAUAGGAAAAUAAUUAACGUCAAGAGGAGUCGCCCGCUGCAGUCGUCAAGUAAAUAUUGUAAAAAGAAUUGUAGAACAUAUUUGAACUUUCAUUCCAGCUAAGCUCGAGCCAGGCCGCCUUUGGCAGUCUGUGUUAGAAUUGUCACAGCAAAUUUUAAAAAUUCAUCGAAAAAUGUCAUACAUCUCAUCAGUAUUACAAUAUCAGUUGAACCGUGCCGGAGCUCCUGCAAAUUAUCUAAUAGAUUGUGAUGACACCUUGUUUUAAAGUGCUUAAAAUUUACAAGAAGCUGAAGAGGAAUUAAAUGCUAAUAUUCUUGCUUUUCAUGCUGUGAUGCAAAUCUCUCUCUCUCUCUUAACAACUCGUACGCUUUUAAUUUUUGGAACUAAGCACUGUCUGGUAUAUUCAUAUACAUAUCAAGACCUGCGAGCCUGGCAUUAAUCCAUUAAUCCAAGCGGAAAUUACAUGAGAAUGCCAAAAGAUUCAUCCAAUUACGUGAAGUCCAGGACGAAACACCGCAAACGCGUGGCAUCUUUGGCAAUAUGCGGCAUCAGGAUAAUAUUAUUUGGCUGCGCCUUGUCUACGUUAAUGAGGCCUACUCAAGCAGAAGUCAAAGAAUUGACAGCCGAAGAAGUGGACAGUGUCAUAGGACCGCGCUCGGACAAUGCCAACGCCGGCGAGCAGAUGGGACAUCUUCACUUUCCUUCGAUAGAAUAUACCCCAUUCGAAUCGAAGGCAAACUAUACCGAAGAAACAAUUUACUCGACUGCGUUCACAGAUAGUCUGCACGGUUUCACCCACAGUCUAUUUGAUAAGAUCGUAGUCAGAGGGCAUUUAAUACCGCCCGGCUACAUAAUGGUCAAGAAUGGCGACACUUUCGCUCUGGGACCCAACGUGGAAAAAAAUGAUUGGCGCACUCUUCUAUCGGAGUAUUUUGUAGCACUUUUCUUGGUGAUAUUUCUGCUCGUCCUGAUAAUUAUCAUGCCUUUUUUGGGGGUCUGCUAUUGCUGCUUCUGCUGCUGUAAACGUUGCUCACAAGGAUGUCCGUUCUGCGAUAAAAAGGACGACGACUGCAGACGCCUGAUCUGCGGUAUUAUACUUGCCAUACUUUUAAUUGGAGUUCUUUUCGGAAUGAUCGUUGCCAUUGCCUCGAAUAUAUUAUUGGACCACGGUUUUGAAUACACAAGAGAGACCAUGCGUCGCGCCAGCCAAGACACUUGCACCUUCUUGCGCGAAACAUCCAACCAUAUUGAACAUUUGCUUGUGCGUAACUAUCAGGAGAUGGAUACGCAUAUGACCGACAUUUUAAUAAAUGCACAUCAUCACGUAUUCAUGGACCUGUUGCAAACUUCGCAAGCCGAUGUAUUGUUUGAUAUCGAGCGCAUAUUGAAUAGCAUGCCAAAAGCGUUGGUUCUGUUCCGGGAAGUGCACAAAUUGGAAAAGGAUUUGCGUUUCUAUGGCGCACAGCUGCGUGAUGGAUUGCGUUCUGUUAAGCGUGACCUGUCGUUUGCCCUUGCUGCGCUGUGUGGCAAUCGGGAUUGCCUGAACUUCUUGAAGGGCUCAAAUAUCGAGACGCUGGAUACGUCCAAAUGUCUGCACUUCGAUGAGCUGCCUGUGUCCUCCAAGUAUAUUCAUUUGGUCGAUGAGCUUAUUCACAACGAUACCGCCAAUAUACCCAGCGACGCAAUUUAUCGUCUCCAGUCAAUAGGGGUAUACAUUAAGCAAGCCAUAGAUCCUGUGACCCCGCCCCUAAUACGCGAUCUGCACGAGGGCAUCACUCAGUUUCACAACCAGGCCCAAAAUAUGCGCAAUAUCAUCGAUUCCGUGAUAAGCCACAUUCACUUUGAAACGCUUAAGGGUACCAAAUCGCUCGAUGAUGUCUACGACAAAUUUGGAGUCUAUCGUAAAGGCUCCAAUCUACUUAUUUGCGUCAUGCUGGGAAUCGUACUCUUUCUUCUCAUCCUCGCGCUGAUAUUCGGCUGCCUUGGGCGCCUCAGACAUAGCCAGGCCGUGAUCUUCUGCAGCAAGGGCACCGGAGCUAUCUUUCUGUUUUUUGCCAUAAUAUUGAUAUUCUGCGUGUUGUCGGCCAUCUUGCUGGUUGGCCUAUUUUACUUUGUCAUUGGCCUGAUCACGUACCAGGGCGUCUGUGCGCCGUUGCGGGAUGAGACAAAGAACGCGUUCUUCCGCCAGAUGGACGCGACCAUUGAUCUGCAGCAAUAUUUUCCAAAAAACGAUUCGAACUGGCAACCAGCCGCACCGAUGCACAUCUCGGCUGCCAUCGAGGCGUGCGAGGCAAACGAAACGAUCUUCAACUUGCUGCAGCGGAACAAUUUGUACGAUGUCAACGAUCUGGUGCGCAUAGAAGUUAUCGCAGCUCAUCCAACGCCAAAUGGAACCAUAUUUCCGGCGAAUGUGUCCACCUAUGAGGUGCUCACCCAGCAGGAGAAGGACGGUCUAAAUGUGGCGGCGCAAAGCAAUCUGUCGGACUAUCACAGUUCGAUAUUCCUAAAGCAUUUAUGCAAAACGGUGGCACCUGUCGACCUGCCCAGAAUGAUUGCUCAGCUGAGAAAUUUGCGAUCCGGCCUGCCCAGCGUUUGGGGUAUCUACGACACGGCGAUUAUUGCCUUGGGCAACCAGGCAUUCGCCCUGGAGAAAUACAACAAAGAGCUCGCUGAUAGGGUUCGAUCUACUCUCAUUAAACUGACCAAUAAACUACUCGAGAUCGAUAGACUUAUACUGUACGAGGACAGACCGUUCGGCGAGUCUAUCGAGAAGCUAAUCCAAUUGGCGGAUGCCUCCGAAGUGUACCUCAGAAAUUCGUCCGAAUCGCUUGUCAAUGCACUACGGCAGAAUCUCUCGCUUUUUCUUGAAGAUGAGGUCGCCAACUAUAUCGAAAUGGUCGUCAAUUUCUGCAAUCGCGAUGUUGGACGCUGCGCACCACUUGCCUACAUAUAUUACCGUGGUGUGGACCUGAUUUGUCAUCGUCUUGUCGAUCCAAUGAAUGGUUUCUGGUUGGGCGUCCUGAUCUGUGGUGUGCUGCUCCUGCCAAUCCUGUUUGUGGCCCAUCGCUUGCUGUGCCUGUACAACAAGAUUUAUCCGUCUUCGACAGCAGCUGUCGCCGUGGCCGCGGGCGGCUGUCCAAUCUGCACAGGCGGCGGCUUACCUGGAUUACCUCUAUUGCCAAUUACCUUCGGUGUAUGCAAUGAAUUGGAUGACAAUCGUUAUACGGAUAGAAAUGCUGCCGUCAGGCCACCAGCAGCUGCCGACGAGCUCGAGAGUUUGGAGUCGCCGCUGUCGAUAAGCAGCAAGCAUAAACAAGAAUAACAAAUUACAAUUUAACUAAACCCAUAUUUUCUUGUCCGUUCUUUAAAUGUAUAUUUAAUCGAAUGUUUUUUCUGCAUUGUGAAUAUAACUAAAGUAAUAUAUUUUUCACAUAAUCAAAUGUACGAACUGCGAUGCUCCUGUUCAGCUAAGAGUUGCUGCUGCUGUUCGCCUGGUAACCAAAAUAAUAGCAUGAUUGCAGUCGAAAUAAAAUACCAGGCGAACAGAAUCGACAGUUCGUUUAUGGGAUGCUCCUGUUCAUCUAAGAGCAAAGCCUUCAGCCUACUGUUCGCCUGGUAUAGAAAUUAAUAGCAUGACUGCAGUCAAAAUAAAAUACCAGGCAAACAGCAGCGGCAGCUUCCUAAACUCAAUAAUAAUCUUAAAUGUUAUUCUUGAAUUACCAGGUGCCAGAGAUCAAGAAAGCAUUGAUUUGAUUACUUCGCUUAUUCUAACUUCACUUGCUGAGCUAAGAAAAAUAAGCUGUCAUUGCUGUUCGCCUGGUUUAUUUCGACCAAUAUAAUCCGUUUCUUAUCCUUUUCGACCAGAGUAUUACUGCCUUUGGAAAGCUGUGCUUCAACUGUCACAUCAAAUCCCAACUGCUGAACUCCUGUAAUACAUUUGAUCAGUUUUACAAAAGCAUUUGAACCGUAAGGUAACCUCUUUCUAUAUCUUUUUAGUGUUUUUUACACACAGUUUAUUUUACAACAUUAAAUCGUGUUGGGCAAUUAUCAAAGCGCAGGAGUCGUGGGUGUUGGAUGGCCACAUUUAUAAGGCCAGGCUGCAGAAUGGAAAUUGGUUCCUUUAAGUGGCCCAUUGGCUCUGAGGGUCAUGGCACCACCCAUGAGAAGCAAUAUCCGAAUGCAAAGUUUAGCCAAUGUAGAUCGGAGACACACUAUGACAAAGAGCCUGACCUUUCCGUUUUGGCUCUGAGACCCAUUUUUCACGUCAUGCACACCAUAUUCGAUAAGCUGCAUUGGACGAAAUUACCAUCGGGCUACGUUCAGGUCAAUUACGAUAUGUCCUUCGCCUUCGGGCCCAAGGUAUUGCGAAAUGAUUGGAACGAGUUGUUGGCGCAUUAUUGGUUGGCAUUCUUGGGUGUGGUUUUAAUGAUCAUUCUCAUUAUUAUCACGCCCCUCAUAGGCAUCCUUUAUUGCUGCUGCCUUUGCUGCUGUCGACGUUGCCCGCAAGAAUGUGAAGCAGGAUCACAAUAGGGAAAAUAGUUAGUGCCUGGUUUUUGAAAAUUCCACCUGCAAGCGUGAAAGAAGCGCGGAAAACGUUUACCAUUCGAUUGGGCUCAAGUUCAUUAUCAACAAAAAUCCUUGUGCUAAUUCAUUUUAGCAGUGCUUCACACCUUUAGCAAAGUGAACUGCUUGACGGAAAUGUGGUUCAAAGUUUCGCCAGAAUGGCUUCUGCUCUUCUUGCCUAUCAAGAUUUAUCCUAGACUAGCUGUCGCCGCUGUCGAGGGCGGAGAUGUGAAAUCGGAGUCCAUCUGAAGGCGACUACGACGGAGGCAGCAGCAAGCACCAACACGAAUAGCAAAUGCAAAUUCACACUCGAAAAUAGCAAGUUUUUCAUCAGAAUUCACAUAUAUUUCUUUAAUAUUUUAUUUAAUUAAAUGUAUCCAAGUAGCAGUUGUCGCAAUAACACUGCUUAGGUUAUUUUCAUGAACAAAAA
Molecule: messenger RNA, 5324 nt
Organism: Drosophila virilis
Lineage: Eukaryota; Metazoa; Arthropoda; Insecta; Diptera; Drosophilidae
Source: RefSeq, a predicted model, not a curated record